CAUUAUGAUACAGUUUAGUACACAGAGGCUGUCCUUGACUUGGUUCACUCCCGACUCGUGUUAGUGUGAUUUAGCUACAGUAGUACAACAAAUUUGCUUUAGCUUUUCUUUCCUAAACUGCCAUGUCUCUCGGAUUGUGUCUUGUGUUUACUUGUCCUUAGCUGAAAACGAGCAUGAGAAGCUGCCGUGUUGCAGUUGAGACAUGGAGAUACCUGCAUCCACCUCCGACACCAUCCGCGUCUGCGCUGACAAGACCUGCUCUUCUCUGACCGUGGACGACGUCUACGAGAUAGCUAAAGGGAUCGGUACUGAGCUCGAAAGGCUCAUCGACAGCCACGGCAAAGAGAGCGUCCUGGGCCUGGUGCCGAAGGUGGUCAAAGUGCUGGAGCUUCUAGAGAGCUUCGCGGCCAGGAACCACGCACACAAGCAUAGAGAAGAAGAGCUGCUGAGGACCUUCGAGAGUUUACAGCUACAGCAAAAGCGACGCUCGGGCAACGACGAAAUCAACGAAAAACAUGAAAUUCGGGAGCAGCAACAGAAGGAGCAGCAGUGGAGGAACAAGUGUGAGGAGCUGCAGGUCCAAGUUCAGCAUCUCCAGGAGGACAAUGAGCAGUUGCAGAGCAGGCUGAAAGGCAGCCAUGCCCUGGAUGACCGCGUCCAGCGGCAGGAGCGAGAAGUGAUGCUGAAGCUGAAGCAGGUGGUAGACAAGCAGAGAGAUGAGCUGAGGGCAAAAGUGCAAGAGAUCACCACCAUCUCCAAGGAGGUGGAGGCGCUCCAGGAGCAGUUGGAGCGCUUCAUGAAGAUGAAUGCGGAGCUCCGACAUAAGCAGAAUGUGCUGCAAGCUCAGCUCAAGAGCACUGUGGAGAGAAAGGCUGACUUGGAGGCCGACCUGAAAGAGAAAGUCAAAGUGAUUGAAAAGCUUCAAGCACAGAUGGACAGAACCAACAGCAACAGCCAUUCCAGUCCUGGUCACACCAAUGGUAAAACUGAGCCCUCGGUUGACCUUAAGGAUCCUGAUCAGCCGUGUUUCACCAAGAAGGAGGUGCGUGACAUCAUUUUUGAGAGGAAUGAGCUCAAAACCAACCUCUUCCUGGUGCAAGAAGAGCUCAACUACUAUCAAAGGGAGAUUCUGAACGAGGAAAGGUGUCCAGGGUUCCUCUUGGAAGCCGUGCGAUCUGCUAUCACAAAAAGAAGAAAAGUCAUCAAAGCCAAGAUGCUGGGAACUGCUGAGAAUGACUGCAGCAGUGAUGAGGAAGACAAGAGUCCCCUGACAGAAGUUGAUGGUACUGAAAAACCAGCAGAGUCACGUAUUCGAAACCUCUUUGGCUUCCUGACGUGGACGGGCAGCGGCCGUAGCCCCACCCACAUGAGCAAUGCCACUUCCAGCUGGGAGAUCAUCGCAGACUCAGAGGCCAGUGUGGAGUCCCAGGAGCACACGUCUUCAUAAGUCUACGAAAGAAAUAACAAGUCUGCAAGUGUAUUUCAUACUCCUCAAUCUCUGCUACUGACAGAAUAUUUCAUGCCUGCUGCAAGCCUGCCAGCGUUAUCACAAAAAUACUAUGCAAAGUGUACGAACACAGACAUGCAAAUAUUAUGUUUUUAAACAAAACACCUCCCUACACAUUUUUUCUCCAUCUCAGCUCCUUUAAUCUCCUCAGCCAUUUGUCUUUCAUCUCAUGAAUUUUAAGUAAACAAUAAUUUUAUUUUAACAAAUUUAUUCUCCGUUAUAGGAAGAGUUAUAUUGCAUUGUAGUUAUAGAGACUGAAAAAAGUUAUUUUUCAUAUACAGUAUAUAUUUUGGAUCCUUUAUUGCGUUUUAAAACCAAAGAUGAACACAUAAGUAUUUUGAAUGAGAAGAGGUCACGUAUGGAAUACCACUUCUUUUCCUUGGAUAGAUAAUAACAGCAAUUGAACACAUAUCUCAAAUUGGACUUACUACUACUACUACUUACUACAUUUGGGGAGUUUUAAAUGUAAGGUGUUACCUCUCUUCUAGCAGUCAAUGCAUGUUCAUUCCAUGAGCCUUAAACAACUGCUUGAAUUUAGGUGGGUUUUGUACAGAAAAUGAUGCACUGUAAUUAAGUAUGAAUGGCAUUUCAAAUAAUCGUGGUGUAAAUACAUAAAUAAAUAACUCGCCCUAUCUCACAAGCCCUAACUGCUUUGACAUGAUGCCAAAAUGUAAAUGAUGCGGUCCCAGAGUUGUGGCUGGACUGGCCAUGUGUUUGUAAUGCGGGCGAUGCCUUGGUCCUUGCACAUAACCAAAUGUGUAUAUGAACCUCUUAUUUGGCUUACUGUCAUUUAUAACAAAGCUUUUAGCGCAGCGCUUCAAUCGGGAAAUGAUUACAGUGAAUUUGGGUUGAUAAUGACACGCUCGGUCAGCCAAUGAGAUCUGUUGCUUGAGAGAGAGGAUGGGACACGAUGAUCGUGAUCCAUUUAGUUUCCUAAAAUACUGUUUGCAGUUUAUUUUUGUAAGCACGAACUGACAAAGAUUUUGACAAUGAAUUAAGAUGAGUACAAUUGAAUGCAAAUGUGACCAGAUGCAGAUUCUUCUGUC
Molecule: messenger RNA, 2553 nt
Organism: Doryrhamphus excisus (bluestripe pipefish)
Lineage: Eukaryota; Metazoa; Chordata; Actinopteri; Syngnathiformes; Syngnathidae
Gene: rilp
Product: Rab interacting lysosomal protein
Biological process (GO): cilium assembly
Cellular component (GO): ciliary basal body; cytoplasm
Molecular function (GO): small GTPase binding; protein dimerization activity; dynein light intermediate chain binding
Source: RefSeq, a predicted model, not a curated record